CAUACGUCCCCCUACCCAUUGUUGUCUUUCCAUUCCCCACAUUUGCCAACGGCGCUUCCUAUCCUUUAGCACCCAUUUUCUUCAUCUUCUCCACCACACCACGCUGCUCCACCUCCUCUCAUCCCUUCCCAUCCCUCUAUCCCUCUUCCCUUCUAUCUCUUUCCAAGUCCGCUUGCUCAUCCUUUUCCAUCACAGCUCCUGCCCAAUCCCCGCCUUGACGAUGUCGCAGGAGAAGGGUCGGCCAUUGCCAAAGUUCGGCGAGUGGGAUGUGAACAAUCCGGCAUCAGCUGAUGGAUUUACAGUCAUAUUUGCCAAGGCUAGGGACGAGAAGAAAGCUACCGGGACAGCAGCCGGUGGCAACAAAGGACAAAAUUUGGACCAUGCAUCUCGGCCAGCAGAACCAGCGGAUCAGCAGUCCCCCACCACCACGAAGAAAUGGUUUUGUUGCUUCUGAGGCUCGAUGCUGCUUUUGAAGCUCUGAAUCUGUCAAACGCAUGGCGGCAAUUGAUUUCAGCAGAUUACCAUUACGUAGUUGGCAAGGAGGCCGAAUGUAAGGCGCUUGUACAUUUAACCAGCGGCCUCAUCUGAAUCUUAUUACCAUUUUGUUAUGUCUCCAUGUUCCCCCAGCAUGAUACAUGCUGGGGAGAGGUGACAGGAACAAUUUAGAUACACCUUCUCGUCUUUUUGCCUGUGCAAACUUUAUGGCUUCGAAAUGGCCUUUUCUUUAGACUAUUAUAAAUUUAUUAAAAAAAAAAAAUCAGAGGCUAAAAACUGUAGUGCCAGCAGGAAUAAAUGGACUCGAGGAAUCUGUAAAUGAAGCACAUGGUUUGCAUCA
Coffea eugenioides is the source of this 835-nucleotide messenger RNA. Its product is annotated as protein NOI4-like. NCBI's taxonomy places the organism in Eukaryota, Viridiplantae, Streptophyta, Magnoliopsida, Gentianales, Rubiaceae. The record is from RefSeq and is a predicted model, not a curated record. The coding region runs from base 221 to 454 and encodes 77 amino acids. The transcript is spliced from 3 exons.